UCGGUGUCGAAAACACAGAUUGCUGGGCCCAAGCGUUUUUAAAAAUCUUCACUUGCUGAUAUUUUUAGAAAAUUGUGAAUGCACAAAGACUGUACAGUCUGGCAAUGGACUCCUGAAUAGAUGAUCACCGACUGAACAGGAGGAUUAUCCCAAUAAGAGGUGAAGAAUUUGUAUUAGAUUCGAUUGAGUGCGCUGGCGGGCAUGUGUUCCACCUCGGUGCUGUGUCCGCUGUGUGCGGUGCCCAGUUUUGGCAGUAUUGAUGCACUGCAGCAGAGGCUGAUCAAGGCGGCGAACGGUCCACUUGCCUGUCCCUUUGCCAACUGCAAGGAGCUCUUCCUGGGGCUGGACAAGCUCACCAUCCACCUGUUCUCGCACACCAGUCUGAUGGCUCAGGAGGGAAACGGGAGUCCAGCGAAUGGCCAACCCGCUUCCCCCUGCGUCUUCGUUGCCGCAGCUGCUCCCAAACGGAAGGCAAAGCGAACAAAGUGCAAGCCCGUCGUCCCACCCCCACAGUCGGUUCCGCCCCCUCUUCCCGCCCACUGUGACAUUUGCGAAUUCGGUUUCCGGAAUAGCGAGCUAAGGGACAUGCACAUCCGCCUAGUCCACGAAAACGCGGAGGGACUUCCGAAACAAAAGGAGUCCCAACAGAAGGAGCUGGACCAGGAGCCCUACAAAUGUCAUCUCUGCUCCAAGACGUUCCGCAUGAAGGGCUCCCUUCGAAUUCAUCUAAAGGUAGUGCACAUGAUGGGGGUGCCCUGCUCCAAUCCCAGUCCCGCCCCCACCACCAUUGCAGUUUCGCCCAAGCUGAGCAUUUGCGAUCGCAUUCGACACACAGAGCCUGGAGCCCUCGGCAACGGAAACAACUCCUUGUGCACCACAUCCCAGCCAUAUGCUCUGAGUGGGGCGCUGAGCAUGCUCCAGCAGUCCCCCAGUUCGCCGGAGUCGGGCACGGUCACCCCGAAGCUGUGGGAGUGCGACGUGUGCAGCAAGUCCUUCACCACCAAAUACUUUCUAAAGAAGCACAAGCGGCUUCACACCGGCGAGAUGCCGUACACGUGCGAAAUCUGCGCCAGGACCUUCACUUUCCAGCAGUCGUACCACAAGCAUUUGCUCUACCACAGCGAGGUAAAGCCUCAUGUCUGCGGGGUUUGUGGACGCGCCUUUAAGGAACUGUCUACUCUGCAUAACCACCAAAGGAUUCACAGCGGCGAAAAGCCCUUCAAAUGCGAAGUCUGCGGCAAGUGUUUCCGGCAGCGUGUGUCCUUCCUUGUCCACACGCGCAUCCACACGGGAGUGAUGCCCUACAAGUGCGAGCUCUGCCAGAAGACGUUCAGGUACAAGGUUAGUCAAAGGACCCAUCGAUGUCCCACUGAGGAGGCCCAGACACCGGAGCAGCUGAUAGAGGCGUUCCUGGAGGGCAACGACUCCCCCACCCAGCCCUCCCCAGCUAGCGCCGAAAUAACUGCCAUCAACAGCAGCUCGAUUGCAGAUCCGGAACAGGAGGCACUGCUCUCGCAAUCAAUCGACGACAUUGUGGUGGAGCAGUGCCAGAAGCUGGGCAUCUGUAGUGUGGAGCCAAGAAAGGAGGGGCAGCUCAUACCCCUACAGCCGGUUGCGGUUGUACAAUUUAGCGGGAACGGCUCUCCGCUGCAGCAACUCCAAAACUUGAGAAUCUACUCGCCGCAACAAACGGAGCUACCCAGUUCCGAUGGCGAAGUUUUUCAACGCUUUUUGAUGGACGCCACGUAGGUGGAAGAUAUA
This is a messenger RNA of Drosophila teissieri, 1761 nucleotides long. Its product is annotated as zinc finger protein 628. The coding region runs from base 202 to 1749 and encodes 515 amino acids. The transcript is spliced from 3 exons. Gene Ontology annotation, cellular component: nucleus. The record is from RefSeq and is a predicted model, not a curated record. NCBI's taxonomy places the organism in Eukaryota, Metazoa, Arthropoda, Insecta, Diptera, Drosophilidae.